Molecule: messenger RNA, 1743 nt
Organism: Coniosporium apollinis CBS 100218
Lineage: Eukaryota; Fungi; Ascomycota; Dothideomycetes
Exons: 7
Coding region: 1-1743 (580 amino acids)
Biological process (GO): transmembrane transport
Molecular function (GO): transmembrane transporter activity
Source: RefSeq, a predicted model, not a curated record
AUGGGUCUCGGAGUGCUGGAGGACCGCAAGCUCGAUCAUGUUCCAGGAACCGCAACUGUCUUAGAUGAUGAAGCUCGCCAGCGCGAGGAGAACGUAGUCGUCGACCCAAACCUGAAGUACGACCGCAGCGGACCGCAUCCCAUCAUCCUCGUCCCUCAACCCAGCGACGAUCCGAACGACCCUCUCAACUGGCCACUAUGGAAGCGCGACGUUAUCCUCGUCGUCCUGUCCCUCCUCUCCGUGAUCGCCUCGACCCUCAGCCCCCUCCUCGCCGCAACAACACUGAACCUAUCUCUCCACUUCGAGCGCAGCUUCACCGACAUGGCGCUCCUGACUGGAUACCAUCUCCUCGGUGUCGGCAUCGCAGGCUUGCUGUUCGUACCACAAGCAAGGGUGUGGGGCAAGCGACAUCUCUACAUCCUGGGCACCGUCGUCCUGAUCUUCAGCAGUGCCUGGGGCGGCGCUACCGGCAAGAACUACAACAGCCUCCUCUGGGCGCGCAUUUUCCAGGGCGUAGGGCUGGCGCCGUUUGAGGCGCUGGUCAAUGCCAGUGUAGGAGACCUAUACUUCGUCCACGAGCGCGGCAAACGCAUGGCGUUAUCCAAUCUUGCGCUCUUUGGCGGCGCGUUCUGCACACCGGUGGUAGUGGGCAAGAUGGCGAGUACAUUGGGCUGGGAUUGGACGUUCUACUUCGUGGCUAUCUUCUCGGCGGUGUUCCUGCCGGCCGUCAUAUUCUUUGUGCCGGAGACAGCGUACAGGCGAGAGGCGAACUCCGAUACCGACAUCAGGGCGGCCACGACAGGAGCUCCUCGAUCGUUGCCCAGCACCAAUGGCUCACUUGAGAACGGCAAUGGCGAUAGCGAGAUCAAUCCGCUUAGGGACGGCGCUGUGGCAUCUCCGCCAGCAAAAGUCAGUUUCGCGCAGAGUCUCAUGCCGUUUAAUGGACGAAAGACGGAUGAGAACUUCUGGGAAUUGCUCUUUCGUCCCUUUCCGCUUUUCUUCCAUCCAGGCAUCCUCUGGGCCUGCCUGAUCCAGGGUACCCUCAUCGGCUGGACCGUAAUGAUCGGCAUCGUCCUCGCAGCCAUUAUGCUCGGUCCGCCCCUCUUCUUCGAUGAGGUAGAUACGGGCUACAUGUACGCCGGUGCUUUCAUCGGCGCCUUUCUCGGCUUCAUCCUCGCCGGCAUCAUGGCGGACUGGAUACCCAACCUCAUGACGCGACGCAACCGCGGCAUCUACGAGCCUGAGUUCCGCAUGGUGCUGGUUAUCCCGCAGCUAAUCUUGGGGUGUGCGGGUCUGUAUGGCUUUGGCAUCACGAGCGCGAAUACGGCGAAGUACGGCUGGUUUUGGCCGGACUUCUUCUUUUCGCUUGAGGUUAUGGGCAUGGUGCUUGGUGCUGUGGCUAGUGCUUUGUACAUUGUUGAUGCUCACCGCGACAUCGCCGUGGAAGCGUUUACGUGCCUCCUCGUCUUCAAGAACAUCUUCAGCUUUGGCCUGACGUGGAGCAGCUAUGACUGGCUUGUUGCAUACGGCAUCAAGCCGAUCUUCAACGCUGUCGCGAGCGUGCAGCUAGUAAUCUGUUUGCUAACAGUUCCAAUGUAUGUGUUUGGCAAACGCAAUCGGUCGUUCUGGGCGAGACACAAUAUCUUUUUCAGUAUAUCGGACAAGAUCGCUUGGCUGCCGAACAAGGUUUUUGGGCCGUUGACUGGACGACGGAGGGGCGGUACUGCGGCUGCUAGACGAUAA